AUCCCUCCCACCCCAGACACCAUGUGCGACACCAGCUGCUCCACUGGCUGCCAGCCGGCCUGCUCCGUGCCCAUCUGCUGCAAGCCCGUCUGCUGUGUCCGUCCCUGCUGCCGCCCGGCCUCCUGUGUGGCCCUGCUCUGCCGCCCAGCCUGCCCCGUGGUGACUGGCUGCGAGGCAGUCUGUGGAGCUGGCAGCAGCUCCCCCUCAUGCUGUGGAGGCAGCCCCUGCCAGGCUGGUCCCUGCCAGUCCACCUGCUGUGUGUCCAACCCUUGCCAGUCCACCUGCCUCCAGGCUGGUCCCUGCCAGUCCACCUGCUGCCAGGCAGUCUGUGGAGAUGGCAGUGGCUCCCCCUCCUGCUUUGUGUCCAGCCCCUGCCAGUCCACGUGCUGUGUGCCUGUAUGCUGCAAACCCGCUCUGUGUGUGCCCGUGUGCUGCAAGCCUGUCGCAUGUGGGUUCCCGUCUUGCCAGGUCUCCUGCUGCAAGCCAGCUUCCUACACAGCCUUGGUCUGCAGACCCACCUGUGCCCCCUCCUGCUGCUGCUGAACAGGCCAUCCACUCAUGGUUCAAUGAAAUGAGAUGGGAAACACCCUGACUUAGGUCACUGUGGCCACAGCUCUGCUGGUCCCCUGGAACACUGGACGCCUUCACUGGCCACACAAAGCAGGCCGUUGAUCCAGUCCACAGGGGCUUCCAUUUCCCCCAUCCCCUCCCUGAAAUCCCCAGAGCAGAAUCCUGGUGGGCUGACACUUUGGCUCUGCUCAUCGUCCACUUCACCUGAGGGCGGGGCUCGUCUCUGAGGGUUUGUCCCAUUGCACAUUUGCUGUUGGAGUCUGCCUUGGCAAGCUAAUAAACCGUUGUAAUCUGCCACAUAGA
This is a messenger RNA of Vombatus ursinus (common wombat), 873 nucleotides long. RefSeq names its product keratin-associated protein 10-7-like. The record is from RefSeq and is a predicted model, not a curated record. Lineage: Eukaryota; Metazoa; Chordata; Mammalia; Diprotodontia; Vombatidae. The transcript has a single exon. Gene Ontology annotation, cellular component: keratin filament. The annotation marks the transcript as partial.